Messenger RNA from Chelonus insularis, 3658 nucleotides. It is a transcript of the gene SoxN, whose product is annotated as SoxNeuro. The transcript has 4 exons. Lineage: Eukaryota; Metazoa; Arthropoda; Insecta; Hymenoptera; Braconidae. Gene Ontology annotation, molecular function: DNA-binding transcription factor activity, RNA polymerase II-specific; RNA polymerase II cis-regulatory region sequence-specific DNA binding. Gene Ontology annotation, biological process: anatomical structure morphogenesis; regulation of DNA-templated transcription; cell differentiation. The record is from RefSeq and is a predicted model, not a curated record. The coding region runs from base 741 to 2210 and encodes 489 amino acids.
UGGAAGCAGAACCUGAGAAUACUCAGACGGUUUCGAUCUUUCGAAGAGUACAGAAGUGUUCCUUCGAGAGUCGUCAGAGAAAAACGUGCGCGUGUUUAACUCGACAUAUAUCUUCAACUGAGAGAAAAUAAAUCGAAUUGAUUGUUCAGAGUCCUAUUUGAUACUCUUGAGUUUGAUAAACAAGUAUUUGAAAAGUUAAGUGAUCAAUUUUGAUGAUCGUGUUUAUUUUCAAUCAUCGAGUUGUUGAUCAGAUGAAUACAAGACGAUUUAAUAAGCGAAGUAAAAACAUAGUGAAAGUGAACCAGUUAUUUAAAAUUCAUUGAAAUAAAUAACAAUAGUAUUGUUAUACAAAUUGAAGUUGAACAACAAUAAAGUCGUCAAAGGGAUUCAUAAUAAAGUGGUAAUGUUCGUGAAGAAAGUGUCGGUUAGUUGCGUAGACAGUGUGUACAGUAGUGGUAUUAUCUACUGUGUGGCGUCAACGUGUUAACAGUAAAUAAUACAAGGACAUGAUCCACAGCUACGUGGUAAAAAUAAACAUUGACCAAAUCAACUGAUAAACAUUGACGGUGUGUAGUGACAUAUAUAAUCGACUAUCAGUCUUUGAUUUGUUUUUCCGUUUAAGUUAUCUUCAAGGAUUUUUGUGUUCAUCAACGAUAACCUUGAAGCGUUACGAUUUCUCUAUCUCUGCUGCUAAGUAAUUACAAAAAAUUACCAAACUGUACGGCCACAGGGAGGAAGACAUGUUAACGAUGGAUACGGAUCUGAAAGGCGGCCUUCACGGGCAAAUGCCGCCGCAUCCUCAUCAAGGGGUAUCACCGAUGGGUCAUCAUACUGGAGUAUCUCCUUAUGGUGCUCUUGGAUCUAUUGUACAUAGUCCAGCAUUAUCAACUGGUAGCCCACCAAGCUCUGGUGGUUUGAGUGCGUUAUCCCUUCAGCAUCAUCAUCAAACUCAACAACAUCAUUAUGCAUCGAUGCAAGCUAUUCAACAGCAGCAACAACAACAACAACAGACUAUGCACUCGAUUGCUCAGCAACAAGCAUCUCAUCACGCACACCAGCAAUCACAGCAGCAAACUCCUCAGCAAAAUACUCAACAGCAACAACAUCAAGCUGCGAAUAAUAAUAAUACGACUAGCAAAAAUAAUAAUGUGGAUCGAGUGAAACGACCGAUGAAUGCUUUCAUGGUCUGGUCGCGCGGUCAAAGACGCAAGAUGGCUCAAGAAAACCCAAAGAUGCACAAUUCUGAGAUCUCGAAAAGACUAGGCGCUGAAUGGAAACUCCUUAGUGAAUCUGAAAAACGUCCGUUUAUUGAUGAAGCCAAACGGUUACGUGCUGUUCAUAUGAAGGAACAUCCUGACUACAAGUACCGGCCACGAAGGAAGACCAAGACUCUGUUAAAGAAAGACAAGUUCCCUCUUGGUGGUGGUGUUGGAGUUGGUGGUAUGCUAGCAGUGGAUCAACGACAAGUGAAUGCGGUUAAUCAAGCUCAACAAUCGCAGUUGCCGCGUGACGUUUAUCAAAUGCCCAACGGGUACAUGCCUAAUGGAUACAUGAUGCAUGAUCCGACGGCAACAUAUCAGCAACAUGCAACUUAUGGAGGACACUUGGCAGCGGCCGCCGCUGGCUAUCCGCGAUAUGACAUGAAUAAUCAUCACGUGAGCGGCGGUGGUACCAUAAGUCCUGUUGGUCAUUACUUGAAUGGUCAAUAUCCUGGUUAUGGACCAACAACGAUACCCAGAGGUUCACCACCCUAUUAUCCAGCUCAACCAGGCUCUCAAAUGUCCAGUCAUAGCCCAAGUGGGAGCAGUAUCAAGUCCGAACCCACCAGUCCAGCGAGCGGUGGUAUUCACACACCAACACCAAUUGUCACCUCAUCUUCUGCUACAUCAGGCGUCAAAAGAGAAUUCAUGGCUCAACAGCAACCUCAACAAUCUCAAGGUGAUCUCAGGCAAAUGAUCUCCAUGUAUCUACCACAGAGUGGUGAACAAGGCAUUGUUCAACAUGGAUCUGGUGUCUAUUCCCCUGGACCUUCGCCUGAUCCUCUGGUUCAACAUCACACGACCAUGCCAACGUCGCUCAAUCACCACCACAUGGCAGAAAGUGAUCGUAAAAUGCUGAAUCCUGAGACUGGUUGCUACACAGACUCCGUUCGAACAUGGGAUUGGAACGCGACAGGUAGUAGUCGCGUUCAAGAAUCUUGGCCUACGUGAGCUGUUAAUAUGCAGGCUGCGUCCCUGCCGCAACGACGACGGUGGAUUGCAACCCCUAACUGUCGCGAGCAAUAUGGUACGAAUACGUUAAUACAUGCACGCGCCAAUUUCCCUCGAGAUCGUCACCCUAAACUGCAUACAAGACGAAAGAAUACACGAAGAAAGACCACAAACUACUGCCUACGCAUUCGUACACCAAAAUGGAUCCUUAAAUCCCGUCGCCGUCAUCAUUCAGCUCUUGGUCUCAAGUAUCCUCAUUUGACCCGCCAAUCGACGACCAAAACGAUAGCCUAGUGGAUCCUACUGUGUUAAUAAAAUCUAACCUCAAAGCGAGAUGAAACCUCGCAUUUAUCAUCAUUAUUGUAAUUAUUAUUAUUAUCAUUAUUUUUAUCCCUUAUUAUUAUUAUUAUUACAAUUAUUGUAUUAUAACUAAGUAAAAUUCGUUGAUAUUAAAAUCGUUAAAUUUCGUAGGAUUUUGAAUUAUAAAUGGAAAUAAGAAGGAGAGAACGAGUGAAAUAAUGUGAUAAAUAAUUGUAAAAUGUGUGGUUGUUGUAUGAAUGAAAAAGAAAAGAAGAAAUAAGACGAGCUGUAUAACUUCCGGUUUGAAUAUACAUAAAUAUAUUUUUUUUUCUUUUAAUUUAUUUAUUAAUAAAGAGUUAUAUAUGAACGGAUGCACCUGACUCGUAUCCCAAAAACAAUUUUUCUAACCUGUAUAAGAUACGUUUGUACAGUAUAACACAGCAAAAGAGACGAUCGGCUCGUUAAUAAUUCCAGAAGGAAAGCGUACGCUCCCGGAAUACGCGUCGCAUGCUUUUACGUGAGCGCAUGAUCUUUAUCGUCUGCGAAGAGCGCAGCGUGGGGCUUAUUCGAGAACACCCACGUGUACCCAACGGGAUAUCUCAAGAAAGGAGAGAUACAGAAGCACCGAAAAUUCUUUUGUGGUUUUGAGAAACACGGGGCUAAAUGGAAACUAAGAAAUUAUACGAGAAAAAUGUCAGGAUAAAGUCAGGCUACUUGAAUAUUUCAAUAACUAAAAAUCACGGCAUUGUUGGCAAGAGGAUACUCGUUAAAAUUGAUUGAAAAGCUGGAAAAAUUUUAGAUAACACUUUUGUUUAUUAAAUUGGCUUUGGGAGCAAUCAUUUUUAUUUUUGAGAUUAUUUUUAAUGUAUAAAUAAAUAGCAGAAAUUAUUAGAAAUGUUUUAAGGUAGUUCUAGCAUGUAGGAGCAGGUUUUAAACAUGAAUAAAAACAGGGUUAAAAGAGGAUUAAAAUUAAAAACUAAUGUAUAACAAAAAAAAAUCUUCUUUCUAUUAAUUUUCUAAAAUUAACAAUUAAUUUUCGAAUUUAAUUCGUACACUGCAAAUCCAAGUGUUUAAUAAUUAAAUACUUUAAGUGUUUUAUUACUAAACAUUUGCAUUUCCCCGGAUUUGUAGUGUAAACUAAUGUAAAA